This is a messenger RNA of Betta splendens (Siamese fighting fish), 5060 nucleotides long. It is a transcript of the gene pld1a, whose product is annotated as phospholipase D1a. The transcript has 25 exons. NCBI's taxonomy places the organism in Eukaryota, Metazoa, Chordata, Actinopteri, Anabantiformes, Osphronemidae. Gene Ontology annotation, molecular function: D-type glycerophospholipase activity; phosphatidylinositol binding. The record is from RefSeq and is a predicted model, not a curated record. Bases 209 to 3394 code for a protein of 1061 amino acids. Gene Ontology annotation, biological process: regulation of microvillus assembly; cell motility; intracellular signal transduction.
GUUAGUUUUCCUCAGCCAUUCUCACUGAGUUGCAGAAGAGAAGGAGCUGCUGUGCGCCGCUGCUGGGGGGGGGGAGUGGGACCUCUCCUCUGCUCACUCAUGUCUUAGCAGCCGAGCGGUGCCGAGCGGACGGGUCAGACAUCAGCAUGUGGGCCGUGGGUCCACGGGAGGAGCAGACGCGCCCUGCUCCGGGGCCCGAGUGCUGAACAUGCGGGGCGGGACUCAUCCGACCAGCAGCAGCAUCACCUUGGUGAGCCCCGACGCUUCGGACGGCCCGGCGGGCCUGGACUUGCACGACGGCCGCAAGAUGUCGGACCUGGACGACGCCGGAGAGCUGGACAACCUGGAUGCCGGGGAGCUGGUGGUGGAGGAUCGAUGCGGAGGGCUGAGCGACGGCGAGCGGAACUGCGUAGGGGACGUUCGCAUCCCCUUUGCUGAGGUGUACGCCACGGUGGGCUUCAAGGAGGAAGGCGCCAAGGUCUACCUCCCCAAGGUGGCCAUCGUGGCCCGGAUCCUGGAGGUGGAGCGCUUCACCUCCGCUCAGGACCGCUUCAACCUGUCGCACCACAGGAGCGUCAACAAGUCUCUGCCGGCCGUGUUUAAAAUAGAGCUGAAGCACGGUGAGUUCACCUGGAUGAUCAAGCGGAAGGAGAAGCACUUCCUGGAGCUGCACCGGGAGCUGAGGACGUACAAGGCCUUCAUGAUGAUCCCGCUGCCGUCGCGCAGCCACACGGUGAGGAGGAGGACGGUGAGGAAGAGCGAGGUGAGGCAGAUCCCCUCGCUGCCGAGGGGAGGGGGGGACGAGCUGGUGCGAGACGAGCAGGUGUCCAGCAGACGGAAACAGUUAGAGGACUAUUUGAACAAGCUGCUGAGGAUGGACUUUUACCUCCAGUACCACCACACUAUGGAGUUCAUCGACGUCAGCCAGAUGUCCUUCAUUCACGACCUGGGACCCAAAGGACUGGAGGGGAUGAUCUACAAGCGCUCGGGGGGACACCGGAUCCCCGGCAUGAACUGCUGCGGACACACCCAGGCUUGUUACCGCUGGUCCAAACGCUGGCUAGUGGUGAAGGACUCGUGCUUGCUGUACAUGAAGCCGGACUCGGGGGCCAUCUCCUUUGUGCUGCUGGUGGAUAAAGAGUUCAGCAUCAAGAUGGACUCGAAAGACACAGAGACCAAACACGGAGUCCGGAUUGAUACUCUGUCCAGGACUCUGGUGUUUAAGUGCAGCAGCUACAGACACGCUCGCUGGUGGGGUCAGAGCAUUGAGAGCUUCGUGAGGAGUCACGGCAAGGCCUUUCUGCGAGAUCACCGCUUCGGAUCCUUCGCACAGGAGCAGGAAAACAUCCCUGCCAAGUGGUAUGUAAAUGGAAAGACUUACAUGGAGGAUGUGGCCGAUGCUUUGGAGGAGGCUAAAGAGGAGAUCUUCAUCACCGACUGGUGGCUGAGUCCAGAGAUCUUCCUGAAGAGACCCGUGGUGGAGGGCAACAGGUGGAGACUCGACUGCAUCCUCAAACGCAAAGCACAACAGGGAGUGAGGAUCUUUGUGAUGCUGUAUAAGGAGGUGGAGCUGGCGCUGGGCAUAAACUCUGGCUACAGCAAGAGGACGCUCAUGCACCUUCACCCCAACAUCAAGGUGAUGCGUCAUCCAGACCACGUGUCCUCCUCCGUUUACCUGUGGGCGCAUCACGAGAAGAUCGUGGUCGUGGACCAAUCGGUGGCCUUCGUGGGCGGCAUCGACCUGGCGUACGGCCGCUGGGACGACAGGGAGCACCGGCUGACGGACGUCGGCAGCGUGACGCGCUCCGUGGCGCCGGAGCAGGCCGGCUCCACCAACCCCCCGCCCGCUAAGGCCGCGUCCUCCGCCGACGGCGUCUCCCGGGGCAACGGGCGUGGGACGCCGCCCGGCGAGCCGGCCGACCUGCCCAGGCUCAAGGGCAUCGGCCGCAACAGGAGGGCCCGCUUCAGCCUGCACAUCCACCUGCACAAGCACAACCUGCAGCACGCCGACAGCGUCAGCAGCGUGGACAGCGCCGGCAGCGGCUCGGUGCGGAGCCUGAAGACGGGCGUCGGCGAGCUGCAGGGCAACACGCGCUUCUGGCACGGGAAGGACUACUGCAACUUCGUCUACAAGGACUGGAUCCAGCUGGAGAAGCCGUUCGACGACUUCAUCGACAGGUACACCACUCCCAGAAUGCCCUGGCACGACAUCGCCUCGGCGGUGCACGGCAGAGCGGCCCGCGACGUCGCCAGACACUUCAUUCAGCGCUGGAACUUCACUAAGAUCAUGAAGCCAAAGUAUCGCUCCCUGUCUUAUCCGUUCCUGCUGCCCAAGUCUCACUCCACCGCCGAUGAGCUCCAGUACCAGGUCCCCAACUCUGUGAAGACCAAAGUGCAGGUGCUGCGUUCUGCAGCCGACUGGUCGGCGGGGAUCAAGUACCACGAGGAGUCCAUCCAUACUGCCUACGUCCAGGUCAUCGCCAAGAGCAAACACUACAUCUACAUAGAGAACCAGUUCUUCAUCAGCUGCGCCGACACCAGGACGGUCCACAACAAGAUCGGCGACGCCAUCAUCGAACGGAUCGUCCGGGCUCACAAGGAAGGCAGGAAGUACCGCGUGUACGUGGUCACCCCUUUGCUCCCCGGCUUCGAGGGCGACAUCACCACAGGAGGCGGGAACGCCAUCCAGGCGGUGAUGCACUUCAACUACAGGACUAUGAUUCGAGGAGAGUACUCCAUCAUCUCUCAACUCAAAAGAGAGAUGGACGACCAGUGGAUGAACUACAUCUCCUUCACUGGUCUGCGGACUCACGCCGAGCUGGAGGGACGCCUGGUCACCGAGCUCAUCUACGUCCACAGCAAGAUGCUAAUCGCUGACGACAACACAGUCAUCAUCGGUUCCGCCAACAUCAACGACAGAAGCAUGCUGGGUAAACGCGACAGCGAGGUGGCUGUGAUUGUUGAGGACUGUGAAAAGGUGGCUUCUGUGAUGGAUGGACAGGAGUAUGAAGCGGGACCCUACGCACUCCAACUCCGACUGGAAUGCUUCCGAACCAUCCUCGGAGGUCACUCGGACUCCAGCAUUGACGUGUCGGACCCCAUUAGUGAUCGGUUCUAUAAGGAGGUGUGGAUGACCACCGCUGGACGGAACGCCACCAUUUAUGAGAAGGUGUUUCGCUGCCUUCCUUCAUCCUUGGUGAGGAACAUGUCUGAGCUGGAGCACUUCCAGUCCAAGCCGGGCCUGGCGCAGACUGACCCGGCCCAUGCUCACGAGGAGCUGCACAAGAUCCGUGGCUUCCUGGUGCAGUUUCCUCUGGACUUCCUGUCCGAGCACAAUCUCAUGCCCUCGGUCGGGACCAAGGAGGCCAUGGUCCCGACGGAGAUCUGGACCUAAAACCUCUCAACUACACGCCCGGUGGAGCUGUUUGGAGGAUCUUGAGCGGAGUCUCUGGGUUGUGAGGGUCGUUGGACAGGAUGAGCACUAGUAAGGAAUCCAAGACAGAGAUUUAUCGCUGGUACUUUUAGAUUGACAAGACUCAAGGGCGCUGACAAAUCGCUCCGAUCUAACUCUACUGAAAACACUAACCAGCAGUUCCCUUGACGAGGAACCCAUUAAGUUACAGGAUAUAUGAAGAACACGUGAUGUCACCAGUGAUCAGGAAAAACAUACGAUCCUGGGAUUGGAAAGAAAAUUCCAAUGUGAACAAUGUGAACUCGUUGGACAGGAUGGGACCAGGGUGAUGUGGUUAAAUAUACAGUAAACUAAUACAGCACUAAUCAAUAUUCAGCUCUAGGUGAGGCUAAGACGACGAUAGCGCAUGCGAAUCACUGACGUGGUGCUGUCCGGUGUGCGCGUUUGUGUGCUGAAGGCUCCUCCUUGUACAACCGGUCCACAGCCGACAGUUUUACUGGUUCCAGAGUGGUAGAGCAUGAUUUACUAACUUGUGCACCAGUUGUGUGCCAAUCACAGAACAUCACCACUGCUUUAUAUAUAUAUAUAUAUAUAUAUAUAUAUAUAUAUAUAUAUAUAUAUAUAUAUAUAUAUAUAUAUAUAUAUAUAUAUAUAUAUAUAUAUAUAUAUAUAUAUAUAUAUAUAUAUAUAUAUAUAUAUAUAUAUAUAUAUGGCAACAUGGCAAAAGCAUGAUGAGUAACUUCAGAAUGAACGUGUUUGUGCCAGUGGAUGAGACAAUCGUCCAGCGUAUUCAAAUACGCAGUUUCCACUUUCCUCAGCAGAUGGCGCCAGCUUCCAGAAAAUAUUGUCCUCAUACUGUAUGAAUAUGGAUCUCUCAGCUUCUCAGAUCUCAUUGCUUUAGUGUCCAAUGCACCAAACACCAGAAACUAUGUCCAGAAGUUUUAACAUUUUUGUCAUUUUCCAUACACCGUAUUUUGGCAUACAACUAUUUUUGAAGAUGAUCAGGAAGGUGAUUGUUUUAUUUUGUGUGUAAAUAUAAUAUUUCCUGCCAGAACUUCUUAAUGAAUCACCCCCCCUUCCUGGAUAUGAAGUUUAAGAACCACUCAUGCUUUUCUUCAUGUGCUCAUUUCAAUUCAACAAUUGGUUUAAACACAUUGGCUUGAAGGUGAUGAACACUGACUGUGAAGCUGCAGUGAGUCCUGGGUAUUCGGCAACGUGAAUAGCUCCACUUGGCUCGAAUCGUGUGUUUUUACAGUGAAGUGACAGCUUGUAACUAUGCAGUUAUUUGAGGAAACAAUAUAUUCUUUUUUUCUGAAUCGGAUAAAGACAUGUUGUUAAAAUGGGACCAUGAAAUUGACAGAUGUUAAAUGAAGCAUAAAUGUUUAGCUACAUUAUUGUUAUUGAUUUUGGCAGCAUUGCGUAGUUUACCCUUGCUGUGUUUCUCAGUGCGUUAUUUAUUAAAUAUGAAUCAUCCAGCGUUCUUUGAACUCUCAGUAAAUUACCGACAUGUACCAACGACUCUGUACCCGCUGACCUCUGUUUCUCACUUUCAGUGUUUAUGUACAGUUGAAUUUCUAACUUCUAACUUUUCAUUUAACACGAUGUAACUCAUAGUUUAAAUGGCAAACAAAUAAAAUGCUCUUUGGGG